This is a messenger RNA of Phycodurus eques (leafy seadragon), 2383 nucleotides long. RefSeq names its product centrosomal protein 76 (gene cep76). NCBI's taxonomy places the organism in Eukaryota, Metazoa, Chordata, Actinopteri, Syngnathiformes, Syngnathidae. The coding region runs from base 138 to 2126 and encodes 662 amino acids. The record is from RefSeq and is a predicted model, not a curated record. The transcript has 13 exons.
CGCUGCAGGCAGAGCAUUUUGUUGUGAGUGUUGUUUACGUCGAUUCCGAUUGAAGGUGAAAAUAUAGUUAAAUAUAAAUUUACCCAAAAGUGGACUCCCGUUAACGUAUUUAAAGCUGCCCGAGAGAAGUUGCUGUAAUGGCUCUUCGUCCAGAGAAAGCCUCCGAGCUGAAACAAAUCAUUCACAGCCAUCUGAUCAAGAUGGAUAUUCAUGGGAAGAUCCGAGAGGUGCUGUCUGAGACUUUGAGGAAUGAUCAAGGUACUGCACAUCAAGUGUUAUCUGAGGCAGACUUCCUCCAUGCACUGCAGCGCAGGGGCAUCAUAGAUGACGUGAUGAAGGACCUACACUUUUCUCAGGUAGCACCUAGCCAUAUGGAAACACGAUCUCCUCCCAAAUCCACCCCUCAGUUGAUUGACGAAGAAAACAUUCGGCUGACAAAAACCAAUAUUGACCCAUCCAGGCGUUACCUGUAUUUGCAAGUACUUGGUGGUAAGGCCUUCUUGGAACACCUUCAGGAGCCUGAGCCUUUACCUGGUCAGGUGUGCCCAACAUUCAAGUUAUUCCUGCACUUCCGAAAUCAGAGGUUUCACUCCAAGCCAGUGCCCUGUGCCUGUGACCCUGACUUGCAGGAGGGCUUCCUGUUCCAGAUCCACAUAGAUGGCACAGGAGAGGGAAGUAAGAUGGCAGAUGCAACUACUAUGCUGUCCAUUUACGAUCCAGUUCACUUGGUGCUGAUCAAGACUGACACCUCCAGUGAGACGACGUUGGUCUCAUCCUACUUCCUGGACUGGAGGACAGUCCUUAGUUCACCUAGUGGGAAGACAUGCUUGGCUGUGGAACUGAUGGGAGUGGGAAGUGAAUGCAAGUUGCCGGCUGGUGUUUUGACAGUCAGUCUCGAAUUCUAUCCUCCACUCACAGAGACACUGAGCACUGACAUCAUCAGCACACAGCAAUCUCUAGAAAGACAGAGGACAGCAGAGAGGGAGAGGAUCUUCCUGGUUUAUGCCAAACAGUGGUGGAGGGAGUUUCUUGAAAUCCGGUCAACAAACCAGUCCAAAAUGGUCAAAAUCUUUGCACAGGAUGAAAAUGGAAUCAACAGACCGGUGUGUUCCUAUGUGCAUAUCCUCCGGGCCGGCCGGCUGCUGGAGAGUCCUCGUCGGGCGGCCCGCUUUGUUAGCCUCCUGGCACAUGAGAAGGCCCCGUUGGUGGGAGGAGGAGAGAAGCAUGAGCAGUGGUGCACAUUAUUGGCUUUCCUGUGUAGAGGAAAGGGGGACUGUGAGGACCACUCUACCCUGUUGUGCAGUCUCCUGCUGGGAUUCGGCCUUGACGCAUAUGUGUGUGUGGGCACCAAAGCUAAGGGGAUACCUCACACUUGGGUCCUGACCAGAGGUACCGAUGGAAGUAUAACUUUCUGGGAGAGCCUGACCGCACACAGAUAUCUUCAUCAAGCCAUAGACCCAGAUGCCCCACCUCUGGCCCCCCAGCCCAAACCCUCAUACCCCUACCGCACUGUGGGCUGCGUCUUCAACCAUCAGAGCUUCCUGGCCAACUGUCAGCCCUCUGACGCUGUGGAACUUUGUGUCUUUGACCUCCAGAAUCAAUCUCGGUGGAAAGCAAUGAGUGAAGAGGCUCUGAAGUCAGUGUGUGACUCUGGCUCCAUCAGCUCUCUGCCCCCGCUUCCUCCACUCAGCUCAUCAUCUCUCGAUGCUGCUGCUGUCAGCAAUCAGCUAGAGCUGGAGAUGAGAUACUUGAUCUCCGAGCAUAGGAAGGACUUGAACCUGACAUCCGUUUGGGAUGACCACUUAUCCUACCUGCUGUCCUCAGCCUUGUCAGCAUAUGAGAUGGAGCGCUGCACUGGGGUCUCAUGUGGAAAUGAGGAAUUUCAGGAUGCAGUAAGGAGGGCUGUACCGGAAGGGCACACCUUUAAAGGCUUCCCCAUCCAUUUUCUGCACCGCAAUGCCCGUAGAGCUUUUUCCACAUGCCUCAAGUCCCGAUUCUGUGAGGAGAUAGUGUAUUGUCGUGGUGACCAUGUGAGGCUGGCCCUACGUGUUCGGGUCUUUAUUUACCCAGAAAAUGUGUGCGCCGUGUGGUUCAUGUUUGCUUGUAAGUAUCGCUCUGUGCUCUGACAGCCUCAAGCUGCUGUGAUCUCAAAACUAAUCAAUUUACAGUCCUGCGUAUUGCACAUUUAGACUUAAGGUUUUAAUAUAUACAAUAUUAUGACUGAAAAAGUAACAGGUACGUUUGAUGGCGUUUUUAUGAUCAUACAGACAUGUUUUUGUCUGGCUGUGUCUGCUUUUUAAUGCUUUCCUUAUAUUAAAGUCCCAGAGACUUGCACAUUUUCACUAUUUAUAUACUUAUGUAAAUAAAUCUUUAUAUCAUUUAA